Molecule: messenger RNA, 489 nt
Organism: Symbiodinium natans
Lineage: Eukaryota; Dinophyceae; Suessiales; Symbiodiniaceae
Source: the annotation of a GenBank genome assembly
AUGAGGUGGAUCCUUGUGCCGCAUCUCCUGUGCUUUCAUGUGGUGAUGGCCACAGAAAUGUCAGGGGAGUGUGCUGAGACGCAGUCGGAGAGUGAUGCAUCAGUCGCCUUGCAGCGACUGGGGUCCAACGGCACCGUGCGCAAGGCAACCAGAGACAAGUCAGCGUACGCUCGCUUGAUGGGCAACAUGCAGCAUGUUGUGGCCCAAAUUCGAAGGGCCAAGGAGGCAGGGAGGUCUAUCGAUGUGACUCGGGAUCUGGAUGAUUUGGCGGACGACUUCCUUGAGACGUCCGAGCCGGGCGACCAGCAGGAACAGGCAGAUCUGGAUGACUUGGAGGACGGCUUCCUUGAGACGUCUGAGUCUGCCAACAGCCUCGUGCAAGAAGAGGCAUCGCGUAGGCGCAGACGCAGCAGGCGUCGCGCAAUUGACUUCACGGCUUCUGCUGCAUGCACCUACUUCAUCUUUUCCGAUGUUGAAUUUCGAGCUUAG